AUGCUUGAUACCAAUCUAUACCGAAACAAUCCAGAGAUCAUCCGAGAGUCUCAGCUCCGGAGAUUUGCUAGUGUAGAAGUUGUUGAUGAGAUAAUCUUGCUCGACCAAGUAUGGCGUAAGCGGAAAUAUGAAUAUGAUCGUGUCCGAACAGAGUUCAACAAGCUUAACAAGGCAGUGGCCAAGCUCAAAAUUUCUGAUGUGGAUGCGACUGAGCAGAUUCAGCAAGUAGAGAUUAUCAAACAAGAAUCUACCAAGUGUGAGGCUAUAGUUCGUGAAGCUUAUGCUUCUUUGGAAGCUAAAUUGAAGACACUAGGAAACCUCGUACAUGACUCGGUUCCAAUUAGUAACGAUGAGGAACAUAAUCUCUUGAUUAACGUCUCGGGUGAAAGGAGGUUUGCUUCGCCUGGCGAGGAGCUAAAACACCAUGUGGAUCUCGUUGAGCUUCUCGAUAUUGUAGAUGCCAAAAGAGGUGCUAAAAUUUCUGGAGGAAGAGGAUUUGUACUAAAAGGAUUUGGUGUGCUCCUUAACCAAGCUCUUAUCAACUAUUCUUUAACUACCUUAACAAAGAAAGGUUUCACACCUAUACAACCUAAUUGUCUCAUGAUGAAGGAGGUCAUGGCCAAGUGUGCACAAUUGUCACAGUUUGAUGAAGCACUCUACAAGGUGACUGGUGAUGGAGAUGAUGACAAAUACCUUAUUGCAACUUCUGAGCAACCUCUUUGUGCUUGCCAUCAAGAUGAAUGGAUUCAUCGAACCGAGCUUCCUAUAAGAUAUGCUGGUUACUCGACCUGCUUUAGAAAAGAAGCUAGUUCACAUGGAAGAGAUACGCUUGGCAUUUUCCGUGUUCACCAGUUUGAGAAGGUUGAACAGUUUUGCAUCACGGGUCCUGAUGAUUCGUGGGAAAUGCUCGACGAGAUGUUGAAGAACUCUGAAGAGUUCUACCAAUCGCUUAAAAUUCCAUAUCGAGUCGUGUCCGUGGUCUCUGGAGCUUUGAACGAUGCAGCUGCAAAAAAGUAUGACUUGGAAGGCUGGUUUCCUUCGUCAGGGACUUAUAGGGAGCUUGUGUCCUGUUCUAACUGUACAGAGUAUCAGUCACGAAGGCUUAACAUCAGAUACGGUUAUAAAAAGAGCAAUGAGGAGACAAAGCAGUAUGUGCAUAUGCUGAAUUCGACUCUUUGCGCGACAGAGAGGACCAUUUGCUGUAUUCUUGAGAACUACCAGCGAGAGGAUGGUGUGGACGUCCCUGAGGUUCUGCAACCAUUCAUGGGGGGAGUGACGUUUUUGCCUUUCAAGACUAAGGCCGCCAAGUUGUGUAAGACCAAAGGCAAACAAAUCUAA
This is a messenger RNA of Capsella rubella, 1338 nucleotides long. Its product is annotated as serine--tRNA ligase, cytoplasmic. NCBI's taxonomy places the organism in Eukaryota, Viridiplantae, Streptophyta, Magnoliopsida, Brassicales, Brassicaceae. Gene Ontology annotation, molecular function: ATP binding; serine-tRNA ligase activity; tRNA binding. The transcript has 8 exons. Gene Ontology annotation, cellular component: cytosol. The record is from RefSeq and is a predicted model, not a curated record. Bases 1 to 1338 code for a protein of 445 amino acids. Gene Ontology annotation, biological process: seryl-tRNA aminoacylation.